Molecule: messenger RNA, 2520 nt
Organism: Nomascus leucogenys (northern white-cheeked gibbon)
Lineage: Eukaryota; Metazoa; Chordata; Mammalia; Primates; Hylobatidae
Gene: SCX
Product: scleraxis bHLH transcription factor
Biological process (GO): regulation of transcription by RNA polymerase II; developmental process
Molecular function (GO): RNA polymerase II transcription regulatory region sequence-specific DNA binding; DNA-binding transcription factor activity, RNA polymerase II-specific; protein dimerization activity
Source: RefSeq, a predicted model, not a curated record
GGAUGUCCUGCAGCCGGGGGCCACCAUGUCAGCAUCUGACCCUACAAGGCCCACCCCCGCUUCAGGCCGCCCAGGGGAGCAGGUGAGGAGGUUGCAGGGUGAGUGCAGGCCCAGCCUCAAGUGCCCUGAGGUCACUGGCCCUGACCUACGCCCGUUCCCCAGCCCUGGGGUCUGACGUGGCAUGGCGGCCACGCUGCCCCCACCCCCGCCCUCGGAGGCGCCGGAGCUGCACCUUCACAUUUUCCACUGAAGUGGUGCCAACCCCAGAGCUCCCCCCUCAAUGGAUUCCUUGGCCAGGGCUCUGGGCAGCCACAGACAGGGAUGACCUCAUCACCCGCGGGCUCCCUCCCCUGGCAGGGGCCUUAGGCAGAAGUGGGCAGCUGUAAGACGGGGACUCGGGGAAGACCCCAACUGACCCAUUCCACAGAGAGGCAGAAGCCAAGACCUCUCUGUGGGGGACCCCCCCACCAUCUGCCCUCGGCCCCUCCCCAGACAGAACAGCCACGUUCCUGGACGUACAUUCCUGGUUGCAGCCCCUGCCAGCCGCCACCCUCGCUCCUUCCAGCCUGGGGACCGCUGCCCAGGCGGCUGUUUCCUGCAACAGUAGCCACGGGGAGGGGCCCAGGCAAGACAGAGCACAGCUGGGAGCCUGCCGGGCCCCUGCCGCAGGAGGGACCCCUUGGGCCCUGCCCCCUGCUGAGGGUCCUUCCCUCUCCUCCUCAUGGAGAUAGGGGGCCACCCCCAAAUUGGAUAAUGAGGGUAUGUGUGUGUUUCCUGAGGGGCCUGGUGGCCCUAGAGAGGAACGGGGGAAGGAGGAGGGGGCAAGGAGACCGACGGGGUGAGAGGUCCACACAUCACAGGAACAGGGGACCUGGCCAGCUAGCAGGAGGCACACAGUCUGUGCCAAGCCUGGAGAGGCAGGUGCAGGACAGACAGGCGGAGAGACUGAGCUCUAGGCCCCUGAAUACUCGCCUGUGCCCGCCCCCUGCACACGGCCUGGCACAGGCAGGCGCUGGCGCACAUGGGAGGCAGAGACAGACAGGGUGCGGUCAGGCAGCAGGGCCAGGGCGGCUGGGUUAACUCAGUUGUGCCACGGGAGAAAACGGGGUGGUGGGUCCUGCUGACCUUCCUCCCCUCUCCCGGGGAGGGGGGCACUGCAGUUUUGGGGCCCUGAGUAACUACAGCCCAGAAGCGACCUCCCACUUCCUCUGCAUCCCCAGAGACGGAACGAUGCCCUAAAGACCCCCCCCCCCCACGCCCGCCGCCAAAGCGUGGCCACAGAAGGCCGAGGGACGCGGCGGGCGCUGCUAGAGGAGCCUCCAGGCUGAGAGGGGCGGGGCGUGCGCGGGGGAGGGGCCGGGACGCCGCUAUAAAGGCGCAGCUCGGGGCCCCGCUCCAGCCCGGGACGCACAUGUGCGUGCGGCGCCCGGCAGCUGCCACCGCGGGGCGCAGCCGAGACGGCGCAACCGAGACCCCGCGCCUCGCCCCGGCCGGCCCGCGAGGCCCGCGGCGGCCGCAGGAGGCGGCAUGAGCAGCGCGCGACAGAGCUGACGCCGCGCCCCCGCCGGCCCCAUGUCCUUCGCCACGCUGCGCCCGGCGCCGCCGGGCCGCUACCUGUACCCCGAGGUGAGCCCGCUGUCGGAGGACGAGGACCGCGGCAGCGACAGCUCGGGCUCCGACGAGAAACCCUGUCGCGUGCACGCGGCGCGCUGCGGUCUCCAGGGCGCCCGGCGGAGGGCGGGGGGCCGGCGGGCCGGGGGCGGGGGGUCAGGGGGCCGGCCAGGCCGUGAGCCCCGGCAGCGGCACACGGCGAACGCGCGCGAGCGAGACCGCACCAACAGCGUGAACACGGCCUUCACGGCGCUGCGCACGCUGAUCCCCACCGAGCCCGCCGACCGCAAGCUCUCCAAGAUUGAGACGCUGCGCCUGGCCUCCAGCUACAUCUCGCACCUGGGCAACGUGCUGCUGGCGGGCGAGGCCUGCGGCGACGGACAGCCCUGCCACUCCGGGCCCGCCUUCUUCCACGCGGCGCGCGCCGGCAGCCCCCCGCCGCCGCCCCCGCCGCCUCCCACCCGCGACGGCGAGAACACCCAGCCCAAACAGAUCUGCACCUUCUGCCUCAGCAACCAGAGAAAGUUGAGCAAGGACCGCGACAGAAAGACAGCGAUUCGCAGUUAGGAGGUGGCCGGCAGCAGCCAGGAGGCAGACGCUGCUGGGGGAGGUGGAUGCCUGGGGUGACCGCAGACAGCCCCCACCUUGGACCUGAGCUGGGGCAAGGCCCACCGCAAGCAUGCCCCCAGGCCAGCCCUGGCUGCGAGCAGGGCCAAGGGACAGACGGACGUACAGACAGGCGCCGGCAGCGGGACUCUGCGCUGGCCCCAGCACCUGCCCAGGCCCACUGGAACUUUCUGCGCUGGCUUUUCUUCCGGCCACUGUGUGAUGGCGUCUUGUGUUUUUGAUAUGAUAAUAUAAAGUCUGAAAAUUUUGUAUAAUUAAAAACAAAACAGUAUCUUCCAAAUA